GGGAUGCUGACGGGACAUGUCAAGAGAAGAGGCGAGUGGAACCUAACUGCACCUGGACUUUACUUUGAAAACAAGACACGAAUCAAUCUAAAGCCAUUUACAAGAAGACUUCGGCGCUCGAGACUAGGAAAAGGAAACUCUUUUUUCCGUUGUUAUAAAUCCAAUAACUUUGCGAAGCGUAUUUUGGAAGAUAUAGGUGGAUCUUCAUAUAAUGAUUCCAGAGGGAAGAAGAUUGACUUUUCUCACCGUGGUUUUGAUCGUUGCGCUGUCAUGUGAAGCAAGAGGUCCUCCAUGGGUGAGUCAUCAUGUGGAGGAGAGACAGAUGGUGAUACUGGGUGACACAGUGCGACUGCCGUGCCCGGUGCAGGGGGACCCUCCUCCACUAGUGUUGUGGGUGAAGGAUGGGCAUAAUGUGAACCCAGGAUGGACCCGCUACAAAGUUCUAAAGCAGAGCCUAAAGAUCAAAGAAGUGGAACUGGAAGAUGCCGGUGUGUACAUCUGUCGUGUCACAAAUGGAUUUGGCAGCCUCGCCCUCAACUUCACACUCAGUGUAAUUGCCAUGACACAGAACCAGUCUCCCCCUGCCGCAGCAGAACCAAACCCAGAGCUCAUCCUGCAGGACCCGACUGGACAGCAAUGGGAGAAGCCAUGCUUCAGCCAGCCUACAAAGAUGCGCAGGCGAGUGCUAGAGCAGCCAGUUGGCAGCACAGUGCGACUAAAAUGUUUGGCCACUGGCAAUCCAACUCCGAUCAUUACAUGGUGGAAAGACCAGACCCAGCUGCCAGGCCUGCUCCACAGUAAACGGCCGCAGUGGACUCUGACUCUGAAGAACUUGCAGCCUCAGGACAGCGCCAAGUACACAUGUCAUGUCUCCAAUGUAGCCGGGUACAUCAAUGCCACAUAUAAGGUGGAUGUAAUUGAGCGCACCAACUCAAAACCCAUUCUCACUGGCAGUCACCCCGUCAACACAACUGUAGAGUUUGGUGGAACAGCCUCUUUCCAGUGUAAAGUUCACAGUGAUGUGAAGCCAGUUAUCCAGUGGCUGAAGCGAGUUGAUCCUGGCACAGAGGGGCGCUAUAACUCCACACUGGAGGUAGGAGGGCAGCAUUUUGUAGUGCUUCCCACUGGAGAUGUCUGGUCUAGACCUGAUGGUUCCUACCUCAACAAGCUGGCCAUUGUCAAAGCUCGAGAUGAGGAUGCUGGAAUGUAUAUCUGUCUAGGGGCUAAUACCAUGGGCUAUAGCUUCCGCAGUGCCUACCUGUCUGUACUCUCAGAUCCCAAGGUGGAAAAGCCUGUUAUUCCUCGCCACAUUAGCCCUGGCCUUCCCUGGCCAUUGAUCAUUGGCAUCCCAGCUGCAGCCCUCCUCAUCGUAGGAGCAAUCGUGCUCUGGUUGUGUCACAGCCGUAGGCGUCAGAGCGCUUUGCCUCCCAGAUCGAUGACCUAUCGAGACCACCACAUUCAAGGCAAAAAACUCAGCAUGCCUAACAGCCUCAGCCCUGACCUACCCAACCAGAGACUAAUGGGAAUGGGGCCCCCAUCUCUCAAUGGUCCACCAAAGAUUUAUACCAAGGUCUACACGGACCUGCACACUCACACCCACACACACUCCCAUGCCCACAUGGAGGGUAAAGUGCACCAGCAUUUCCAUUACCAGUGUUAACCAGUUACCAAUGGCUUCAUCAGUUGACCAGUGCUGCUGCUUAUGUUCUCUUGAGCUAAGGGCCACCGCUUGAGGACCACAAUUGUACUGUAGAACUACAAAAGACAGGAAGCAAAGUGGAAUGACCCAUGAGUAUUGCUAAAAAGAAGCUUUUCAAUAGCACAAUGUGGAUCAGUGAAACACACACCAUGUGUGUUGAAAUCUCUCAGGUCAGGGAAAAUGUUUCGCAUUGAGUAUAGCUGCAGUGGACCUAAAUUUUCUUCAAGGUUCUUUCGAUUUUAAAAACGUGAUUGUUAAAUGAGUGAAUCAAAGCAACCAAACUAAAACUCUGAGAAAAAUAAUGGGACCCUCUGAUUUUGAAAAGCCUAGCAUUACACAGGAAGUGCAGUGGAAAUAUUUUAUAUUUGGACAAACUGUGAUGGUAUCUGUUGAGAGAAAGCUAGUGGCACUAGCAAGUCUGUUUACAAAGUGUUUUUAAUUUUUCUCUCAGUAAAUUAGUGAGAUGUGUUUUUUUCUUGUUUGUUUGCUUUAUGUUUUGCAACAUUAUAUUGUGAAGAAAUUAUGCAAGGAGAUGAUGUACUAAUGUCAGGGAGACUGUAUGGAUGACUAUGUAUGGAUAAAUGGAAAGGGGGUAAGGGCAUCUGUUUUAUUAGCAUUCAAAGGUACUUUUGUGUAUGUAUUCAAGCUCAACGUUCUGAUAAUUGCAGUAUUAUUUUAUUGUACCUUGUCUAUGUCAAUGCAAUCACAUUGUUUGCUAAUUGAAAAAUGAGCAAAUGUAUUUUUUAUUUCAAACACAUUGUAUAGGAUUACUCAUCAUUGCAACUUAUAGAUGGACCUGUAACCAUUACUGUUUGAUGAUAAUAAAUUUUCCAUCUCCCAAAAACUCUACUCAGAACCAUGCUGUCUGCAGAAUACAAAUCUCUUCAGUCUAUAAAUGUUAUAAUAUGUCAAUGUUUUUCUAAGAUACUGCAUGCUGCAAUUUUACUUUGG
Messenger RNA from Xyrauchen texanus (razorback sucker), 2650 nucleotides. It is a transcript of the gene fgfrl1b, whose product is annotated as fibroblast growth factor receptor like 1b. Gene Ontology annotation, cellular component: plasma membrane. Bases 212 to 1660 code for a protein of 482 amino acids. The transcript has 7 exons. Gene Ontology annotation, molecular function: fibroblast growth factor binding; fibroblast growth factor receptor activity. The record is from RefSeq and is a predicted model, not a curated record. NCBI's taxonomy places the organism in Eukaryota, Metazoa, Chordata, Actinopteri, Cypriniformes, Catostomidae.